Molecule: messenger RNA, 631 nt
Organism: Cicer arietinum (chickpea)
Lineage: Eukaryota; Viridiplantae; Streptophyta; Magnoliopsida; Fabales; Fabaceae
Product: probable phospholipase A2 homolog 1
Biological process (GO): arachidonate secretion; phospholipid metabolic process
Molecular function (GO): A2-type glycerophospholipase activity
Source: RefSeq, a predicted model, not a curated record
AAAUAUAAAUUAUUAUAAGUAGAGAAGAAGAACAACGACGACUCAUUCCGCUCACAAAUCAAAAUGACAUCCAGCAAUAUCUCACGCGCCACCGCGUCAUUCGCCCUCCUCUCUCUGCUCCUCUCCGCCGUAUUUCACUGCUCCGAUGCCAAUUCCCCCGCGGCCAAUUGCAGCACGAAAUGUAUUGCAGAGCAGUGUGACACGGUGGGGAUAAGAUACGGGAAGUAUUGUGGGGUGGGUUAUUGGGGUUGUGCCGGCGAGAAACCAUGUGAUGGUCUUGAUGCUUGUUGCAUGGCUCAUGAUGAUUGCGUUGACAAAUUUGGAAUGACUCAUGUGAAAUGUCAUAAGAAGCUAAAGAACUGUCUAAUUAAGGAACAGAAAUCUGGCAAAGUUGGAUUUUCCAAAGAGUGUCCUUACAGUACUGCUGCACCUACCAUGAUAAGAGCUAUGGACUUGGCAAUCUUGUUGAGCCAAUUAGGUGACAGUAUUCAAGAUCUGUAAAAAAAACUAUAAUCCCCUUGAUAUAGGCCAUGUCCCCAACUCCCCAUUCAUAAACUUAUCUUGAUUUGGAAAUGUUGAUCUCAUGAUCUUAUUGAGCUUGGUAAUUAACCUAAUAUUUUUGUUCAAGUUA